Molecule: messenger RNA, 642 nt
Organism: Trichoplax adhaerens
Lineage: Eukaryota; Metazoa; Placozoa; Uniplacotomia; Trichoplacea; Trichoplacidae
Exons: 1
Coding region: 1-642 (213 amino acids)
Biological process (GO): double-strand break repair
Cellular component (GO): cytoplasm; PML body
Molecular function (GO): 5'-tyrosyl-DNA phosphodiesterase activity; single-stranded DNA binding
Source: RefSeq, a predicted model, not a curated record
AUGAGUUACAAUUUAGCCACAUGGAAUGUGAGCCAAUCCAAAGGAUUCGCACAAUUUCUUCAUCAACAAGAUGUUGUAGUAUUACAAGAAGCGAACCCUGCCAGUCGUAAGGAAAUUACCCAAGCUGGAUUUAAAUUUAUCGUCGGUCAGCGGUCACAUUGCGGUGAGACACAUAUCUAUGUUCGACAAGGCAUGAUGGCUCAUCCGUUUGGAGAUGAGUGGCCACAUGGUACUGCUUGCGCUCUGAUCGAUGAUCGCUGGCUAAUUUGUGGUGUUCAUUGGCCACCAUUUAAGGAGAGUAAAUCUCUAAGAUCGAAAUGUGCUAACUGGGUUAUGGCAAAGUUGCGUAAUCAUGAGUAUGUUGUCGUUGCUGGUGACACAAAUAUGAGAAAUGAUGAAAAUGUUUCUGAAUUAGAUGACACUUUUCUGACCGCUGGCCAACCUGCUGACCAUCGCUUUACCAUGGACGGCUACGAAAAUAAAGGUUGGUGGGUAGAUCGCCCUUUUAAAUGGAAAUGUCGAUAUGAUCGUGUCUAUCUCCGUAACAACGAAUGGUUGUUAAAGGAUUUCCGUGUCGAUAAAGGCAAUUUUAUUUCCGACCAUUAUUGCUUGAAAGUGCAACUUCAAAUGAAACAAGUUUAA